AUGGUAGAUGCUCUGACGCCUGGUGAGUUCUCGGGCCGCCGGUUUGGGGGCUGCACCGGGGUGGGCGCGGCCCGGAGUCACGUGAGGACGCUGGGGGUGGGUGUAAAUUUGGGAGAGGGCUCCUACGCAAAAGCCAAAUCUGCUUACUCUCAGCACCUGAAGUUCAACAUAACGGUCGAGAUGAUCGACCACACGAAAGCCCCCACGGACUUCUUGGAGAAAUUCCUUCCCCGGGAAACUGAAAUUCUGACCAUGCUAAACCACCCCUUCAUCGUCAAGACCUACGGGAUCUUCCAGACAUCAGAUGGCAAGGUCUACAUCGUCAUGGAGCUCGGGGCCCAGGGCGACCUCCUCGAGUUCAUCAAAACCCGGGGAGCCCUGCACGAGGACAAUGCUCGAAAGAAGUUCCACCAGCUCUCCUCGGCCAUAAAGUACUGCCACGACAUGGAUGUCGUCCACCGCCACCUGAAGUGCGAGAACGCUCUCCUCGACAAGGACUUCAACAUCAAGCUGUCCGACUUUAGCUUCUCCACACGCUGCCUGCGGGAGGACACUGGCUGCGUCAUCCUGAGCAAGACCUUCUGCGGGUCGCCGGCGUACGUGGCCCCCGAGGUGCUGCAGGGCAUCCCCUACCAGCCCAAGGCGUACGACAUCUGGAGCCCGGGGGUAUUCCUCUAUGUAAUGGUCUGUGGCUCCAUGCCCUACGAUGACUCCGACAUCAGGAAGAUGCUGCGCAUCCAGAAGGAGCGCCGCGUCCACUUCCCGCGCUCCAAGAACCUGACGGGCUGCAAGGACCUCAUCGAACGCAUGCUCCAGCCCGACGUCGACCUGUGGCUGCACAUUGACGAGAUCCUCAGCCACUCGUGGCUGCAGCCCAAGGCACGGGACCUGUCCUCUGAAGCCAUCCCCCACAAAGAGGGGGAGAGCUCCCGCAUCACAGAGUCCUCCGGGAGCCCUGAGCCCGACUCUUACAAGAAGUCUGCCACCAAGCUGGAGCCUCAGGAAGAGGCACAGCCCGAGGCACAACCUGAGACGACACCCGAGGAGGAGGCACUGUCAAAGCCUCGGUAUUCAGAGACCCGGGGCUUGACCGCUGAGCAGUCGGCCAGGCACAGAGAGAAAGAGCCCCCCCAACAGCCUCCAGAGGCACACACCUAG
Messenger RNA from Propithecus coquereli (Coquerel's sifaka), 1158 nucleotides. RefSeq names its product testis-specific serine/threonine-protein kinase 1-like. NCBI's taxonomy places the organism in Eukaryota, Metazoa, Chordata, Mammalia, Primates, Indriidae. Gene Ontology annotation, cellular component: cytoplasm. Gene Ontology annotation, molecular function: ATP binding; tau-protein kinase activity; protein serine/threonine kinase activity. Gene Ontology annotation, biological process: intracellular signal transduction; protein phosphorylation; microtubule cytoskeleton organization. The record is from RefSeq and is a predicted model, not a curated record.